GCAUCCAAGCCUGAUAAAAGAAUGGAUUGUCCCAUUCAAAAGUUUACGUCAAACAAAUCCGUGAUCACGAAGUCAAACUGCAUCUGUGAGAUUGAAAACUUUAGAAAUUACAAAUUCAACGAAAGGAUUAAUUUGGCGCAAGUGUCCUUUUUCGAAUUUGAUUCUGAAUGGAAAGCAGACAUUAUUCCUGAUUAUUACAAUGACACUUACUUCAAGAUCAAAUUAAAUUUGAAUAAUGCAAUUGUGUGUCAAUUGAAAAAUCUACAAUGCCAAGUGUCUGGAACAUCCGGUUCAGUUAAAUUAUUUGAAUCAGGCUACUUAAAUGUUGUUAGAGGAGAAUUUUUGCAUAGCAGUGCUGUGGAGAAGCAAAGUUUGUUAAAUUUACUUUCAAAAGAAGGAACGCUAACUGCCGUUUUGCAAGUAGAACUGAAAUAUAAGCUAGAUCCGAUAACUUUUCAAAAACGCCAUUGCAAUAUAAAUACAAAACUCCAACUGGCGGAUCAGUAUUCCAGCUUACUCGAUGACGCAACGCAUUCUGAUUUCACUUUCAUUGUAAAAGGCAAAAGCUUCAAAGUUCACAAGAAUAUUCUGGCCAGUGUUAGCGAGACAAUGCGAGCAAUGUUUGCGAGUCAAUACAAAGAAACCAUUGAGGGAGUAUGCCGAGUGGACCAUAUUAAGCCCAACAUAUUUCAAAAUAUGCUCCAGUUUAUAUAUGCUGGCGUAAUACCAGCAAACCUUGAAGAUGUCUCAGUGGAUUUAUACAAAGCAGCAGACUAUUACCGGAUCGUUAAACUGAUGGAAAUAUGCAAAGAAGCCAUUCACUUUCGCCUAAUUAAUUGUAAUGCCCUGGAAGUGUAUGAACUAGCAACAAUGUACAACAUCGAGGAUGUCAGAGUGGAUGCCUGGAAGAUUGUUAAAAGUCAAUGCUUCAAAAUAUUUUUUCCAUUAAACUAUGAACCGCUAUCAUUGGAAGAUUUUCAAGAAAUACGCGACUCAAAAAUGCAAGAAAAGGAGAUUUGGUCAAAGCACAAGAGAGAAAAUUCGGUUAGCCCGCUGUCGGACAAUUAA
This is a messenger RNA of Bradysia coprophila, 1068 nucleotides long. RefSeq names its product speckle-type POZ protein-like. The record is from RefSeq and is a predicted model, not a curated record. Gene Ontology annotation, molecular function: protein binding. Lineage: Eukaryota; Metazoa; Arthropoda; Insecta; Diptera; Sciaridae.